Messenger RNA from Ixodes scapularis (black-legged tick), 555 nucleotides. Its product is annotated as glutamate receptor ionotropic, kainate 5-like. NCBI's taxonomy places the organism in Eukaryota, Metazoa, Arthropoda, Arachnida, Ixodida, Ixodidae. The coding region runs from base 1 to 483 and encodes 160 amino acids. Gene Ontology annotation, molecular function: glutamate-gated receptor activity. The record is from RefSeq and is a predicted model, not a curated record. Gene Ontology annotation, cellular component: membrane. The transcript has 5 exons.
AUGUCUCCAACCAACAGCCCUGACUUCAUCCUCAGGGUAGCUUACCUGCCUUUUCCCCUCUACGUCAUUGAGGAACAACGGAACAACCAAACGCAUGUCUUUGGCAUUACUGGAUCAGUUCUGGACAACAUCACUACCGCCAUGAACAUCACGUACAGGCUCGUGUUUGCCGAGGACCUGCAGUGGGGUGUCAAGCUCGCCAACGGAAGUUACACGGGCCAACUCAAGGCCCUCGCCGACAAUAAAGCGGACCUGGCACUCGGUCCUCACUACCCUGUGCUGGAGCACACCGAGGAUUUCGAGCCCGCCCUGCCACAUAAUCAGGUUGCCAUGGACAUCAUGAGUGGCAUGCAAAGGGCGUUCGCGUCCAACAUCUUCGCCUGCUUCACCGCUUUCAGCACUGAGGUGUGGAUCACGGUCAUCAGCGUUCUCCUCUUUCUAAGUGCAAUGACAGCGCUGCUGCGCCCGGCCAGUGACUUUUGACAGAGUCGUCCGAUCUCUGCUCACGUACUUCGAGGUCAUGCUGCAAGAAGGUGAGAAAAUACGGCUCAACUG